AUGCAGUGUGAGGAGGGAACCGAGUGGCUGCUUGAGUUGCUGACCGAUGUGCAGCUGCAGCAGUACUUCCUGCGGAUCCGCGAUGAGCUCAACGUCACACGACUCUCCCACUUUGACUACGUCAAGAAUGAAGAUCUAGAGAAAAUUGGCAUGGGACGCCCAGGUCAGAGGAGGCUUUGGGAGGCUGUCAAGAGAAGAAGAGCCCUCUAUAAACGCAAGUCCUGGAUGAGCAAGGUGUUUCCAGUGAAACGAUCAGACACUGACCCCCAGCAGCCCCUCCCCCAGGGCGCAUCUUCCGCUGCCCUUCCGGUCAGCAGCGAGCAGGGGGCCUCGCUCACCUGCCUCAUCAGAGAGUCGGAGCUGCAGCUGUUAGAGCGGCUCGGCGAUGGCACGUUCGGUGUCGUGCGGCGAGGCGAGUGGACUGGACCAAACGGCGCAGUGCUGUCUGUAGCAGUGAAAUGUCUGAAAGCUGGCGUGCUGGACUCAGAAGGUCUGGAUGAUUUCAUCAGAGAGGUUAACGCCAUGCACACCCUAAGCCACCAGAAUCUCAUCCGCCUGUAUGGGAUCGUUCUCACACAGCCUAUGAAGAUGGUGACUGAGCUGGCUCCUCUGGGCUCCCUGUUGGAUCGUCUCAGAAAGCGUCAGGGUCACAUCCUCAUCUCACUCCUGUGCAACUACGCUGUACAGGUGGCCUGUGGAAUGGCUUACCUGGAGCAGAAACGUUUCCUUCACAGGGACCUGGCCGCCCGCAACGUUCUGCUGUUCACCAAUGAUACAGUGAAAAUUGGAGACUUUGGCCUGAUGAGGGCGCUGCCGACUCACACUGAUCAAUACAUUAUGGAGGAGGGCCACAAAAUCCCCUUCCCAUGGUGUGCGCCAGAGUCUUUGAAGUCUCGAACGUUCUCUCAUGCAUCUGACACCUGGAUGUUCGGAGUCACGCUGUGGGAAAUGUUCACUCACGGACAGGAGCCGUGGCUGGGGCUGAAUGGGAGCCAGAUCCUUCACAAGGUGGAUGUUGAGGCUGAGCGGUUGUGUAAGCCUGAUGAUUGUCCUCAGGAUAUCUACAAUGUCAUGCUGCAGUGCUGGAGCCCCAAACCUGAAGACAGGCCCACCUUCAUCGCUCUCAGAGACUUCCUGCUCGAGAGCAUGCCUACAGACAUGAGGGCCCUGCAGGAUUUUGAGGAGGAAGACAAGCUGCAGAUCCAAAUGAACGAUGUCAUCACUAUCAUUGAGGGAAGGGCAGAGCAUUAUUGGUGGCGAGGUCAGAACAGGCGGACGCUUCGUGUCGGUCAGUUUCCUCGUCACGUUGUGACGUCAGUGGCCGGUCUGUCUGCCCAAGACAUCAGCCGACCGCUGAAACAUUCCUUCAUCCACACUGGACACGGAGACACAGACCCGCACAGGAGCUGGGGACACGCAGACCGAAUAGACAGCCUGUAUUUGGGGAACCCCAUGGACCCUCCGGAUGUCCUGGGAUUUGAUGCUGGUACUGCAAGACCAACCAAACUACCCAACCGUGCAAAAAAGAAGCCACCUCCCCGCCCGCCUCAGCCUGCUGUUCUGUUUAAGAAGCCAUUAUAUGACUCAGUGAUGGACGAUUAUGAGGAUGAGGAUGACGUCAGCAGUUCAUCGGGGCUGAAGAAGCUGGGAGUGUCUCUGGGUCUGAAGCUCCGACCGUGGGAGGGAGCCGGUUUUCGUUCAGCCAAAAGUGAAGUGUCACUUAUUGACUUCACAGACGACAGCUUCAGUUCGACCACCCCCUCCCCGCUAUCAGAGACACACCAACCAGACGAAGACACCCUGAAGGACACUCCCUCCAUCCUGGACUGGCCUCUUCCUCAGCCAGCCUACGACGAGGUUGCGGCGGACCUUGAUGAGCAGUCCGAGGACCAGGAGGUGCGCUCCAUCAAUACAAACGAAGAAGCUGCUCCAGAGCCCAGCGUGGCGAGCAGGAGUGAGUCUCAGUCAGCUGACCUCUUCCAGGAGCUGCAGAGAGAGGUGAUGGUCAAGCUUCAGGUUCCCAUGGCAACAGGUCGCUCCCUCCCCUCCUCUCCUACUCCCAUGCCUCUUGUGCCUUUGGGCCCCCACCGACAGAUCUGCCUGCCUCCUCCCUCCCCCUCGUCCACCUCCUCUUUCACCUCCUGCUUUGAGGAUUUGCCAGUGCUGCCUCCUCGCAGCCCCGUCCCUCCCUUGCGUCCCUCCAAACACAACUUGUCUCGCUCCGCCCACCAGCAGGCUCGCUCCAGCUCCAUUUCACUGGGUGACGAGGACGACGCACCCCCUCAGAUCCCACCCAGGGACCAUGCCUUUUCUCAGCCAGGCUCUCGCUCCUCCUCUCCCCUCCCCUUGGUGCCCCCUCUUUCCUCCAUACAUGUGAUGCUGCCUCCUCCUCCUCCUCUUUCUGCCUCCUUACGUCGGUCUACCGGACUCCUGGGGCCCCUUCUGUCCUCCCCAUCGUCCUCUUCCCUGCAUCAAACAUCACAUUCCUCGCGGCUGUCAGCUCCUGGCUCCUCUUACUCCUCCACCUCCUUAUUGGAUCCGCUAACCUUUCGGGAUGGGCGUGGCUUAUCCUCACUGAUUGAUGGUUCUCAGAUUUCCACUCCUGCCCCCCUGCCAGAGAGACCCGCUUUUCUGGAGAGGUGGGUCAUUUCUCUAUGA
Messenger RNA from Nematolebias whitei (Rio pearlfish), 2658 nucleotides. It is a transcript of the gene tnk2a, whose product is annotated as tyrosine kinase, non-receptor, 2a. NCBI's taxonomy places the organism in Eukaryota, Metazoa, Chordata, Actinopteri, Cyprinodontiformes, Rivulidae. The transcript has 15 exons. Gene Ontology annotation, molecular function: protein tyrosine kinase activity; ATP binding; protein binding. Gene Ontology annotation, biological process: protein phosphorylation. The record is from RefSeq and is a predicted model, not a curated record. Bases 1 to 2658 code for a protein of 885 amino acids.